This is a messenger RNA of Anoplophora glabripennis (Asian longhorned beetle), 997 nucleotides long. Its product is annotated as GTP-binding protein Di-Ras2. The coding region runs from base 107 to 892 and encodes 261 amino acids. The record is from RefSeq and is a predicted model, not a curated record. Lineage: Eukaryota; Metazoa; Arthropoda; Insecta; Coleoptera; Cerambycidae. Gene Ontology annotation, molecular function: GTPase activity; GTP binding. The transcript has 2 exons.
CUGACGUGACUGUGAAAUAACUGUUUCAAUUCAUUCAAAAUGAUAAAACCGUUCUGUCUACGAACAAGUUUUGUAAACCAUCGCUAGUAACAGCAAUACAAAUGAGAUGAACAGCACCACGACCAUGUCAGACUACGAGCGCAUCCGUUUGGUAAUACUCGGAGGUGCAGGCGUUGGCAAAAGUUGCAUAAUAAAACGAUUUCUAACGAACACUUACAUCAGUAAAUACCGGAGCACAGUCGAGGAUUUAUACAACAGGGAAUACGACUUGGGCCACAUGACGCUCAAAGUUGACAUUCUGGAUACUGCUGGAGACAUGCAGUUUCCGGCGAUGAGGAGGCUGUGUAUAGCCACAGCCCACGCUUUUCUUUUAGUCUACGCCGUUACAUCCGCCCCGUCGUUUGAUUGCAUAAAAAAGUGUUUUGAGGAGAUUCGAGAACAAAGGGGAGACUACCAGGAAAUACCUAUCGUAGUAGCCGGUAAUAAAUUAGACUUGACUUCGACGCACAGGGAGAUUCCUAUUGAAGAUGUUUCCGAGUGGGUGUAUUGCGAAUUACCAAAGCUGAGGGUUAAAGUUCUGGAGUGCUCAGCGAAAGACGAUAUCAACAUCAGGGAGAUAUUUCGCUCGUUCCUGACUCUGUCGAAAAUAUUUCCGCGGGAUACGGAAGAAUCGAGUGGAUUGAAAAGGCGUUCGAGUGCAUACGUCUCGGCAAGCAAGGCAGGCAGAAGAACUGCAAGCCCAGCACCGGAAAAGGACAAACCGGGAACGUCGGAGGGCAAGGACACGUUAAUGAAACCACGCUCACGCUCUCUCAUUCGGAGAGCCAGCAGAAAAACUAAACAGCAGAUGCGAGAAGCACAAAAUGCGAACGACGAUUGCAACGUCUCUUAAAUUGCAUCGUUCUGUUAUAAGGAGCCAGGCAGGAUAGUUGUAACUUAAAUUUGUACCUUAAGUAUCAGUUUAGGAAUAAGUAUGUGCCGUUUCAUUUUUUUUAGA